AGCGUCAUCGGUCGCGGGUGCCGUAUUCCAAACGUCGAAUAGUACCUUUUUCCACCUACACCUACGCCUUUACAUUCCCCGCGCUCGUCACUUUCCUCUCUCAUUUUCAACUUCUCCAAUUUCUAGGGCACACAAAAAAUGAAACCCGAGUUAUACGAAAUUUCCGACGACGAAUGGGAGAAUCAUUCUUUCAAACCCUCACGUGUUUUAAAACGACCUCGUUCUCCUCCUCCGCCUCUCGAAUCUUUCUAUUAUAAACCACCGCAACCACCUCCUCCUCCUCCUUCUUCUGUGACCGUUUCUGACGACGACGAUUGUGUCGAAAUAACGCGAAAUACCGAUAAUAUCCUUGAUGAAUUAGAUGAUGCUGAAUGUGAUGCGGCGGCUGCUGCUCCGGCAGCGAAACCUGGACGGAGGUUUAUUAUAGAUGAUGAGGAUGAAGAGGAUGCCGGAGGUAGUGGUGGUGUGGAUUUGUAUGAGAUUGAUUCAACUGAAGAUGAAAUUGAGGAAGAUAUUGAAGACGCAAAUGAAGAUGAUUUGGUUGGUAAAGCUUUGCAAAAGUGUGCGAGGAUUUCGGUGGAGUUGAAAGGGGAGUUGUUUGGUUCUUCUGGUGCGGUUUGUGAUAGGUAUUCUGAAGUUGAAUCUUCUUCGGUUAGAAUUGUUACUCAGGAUGAUGUUGAUGUUGCUUGUGGUUCUGAGGAUUCGGAUUUUCAACCGUUGUUAAAGCCGUAUCAGCUUGUUGGUGUUAAUUUUUUGCUGUUGUUGUAUCGGAAGAGGAUUGGAGGAGCCAUAUUGGCAGAUGAGAUGGGCCUUGGCAAAACGGUUCAGGCAAUCACAUAUUUGACUUUGUUGAAUCACUUGCACAACGAUUCUGGUCCACAUCUUAUAGUUUGUCCUGCUUCUGUUUUGGAAAACUGGGAAAGGGAACUAAAGAAGUGGUGCCCGUCCUUUUCUGUCCUUCAAUAUCACGGGUCUGCACGCGCAGCAUACUGCAAGGAGUUGAAUUCCUUGUCCAAGUCAGGAUUGCCUCCUCCAUUUAAUGUUCUUCUCGUCUGUUAUUCACUUUUCGAACGACACAGUGCACAGCAGAAAGAUGAUCGCAAAAUCCUGAAGCGUUGGAAGUGGAGCUGUGUGCUGAUGGAUGAGGCACAUGCUUUGAAGGACAAAAAUAGCUUUAGGUGGAAAAAUCUGAUGUCUGUUGCUCGAAAUGCGAACCAACGCUUGAUGCUGACAGGGACGCCUCUUCAAAAUGAUCUACAUGAGUUAUGGUCUAUGUUGGAGUUUAUGAUGCCAGAUAUUUUUGCUUCUGAAGAUGUUGACUUAAAAAAGUUACUUGGUGCAGAAGAUAAAGAUUUAACUAGUCGUAUGAAGUCUAUAUUAGGGCCAUUUAUUUUACGCCGCCUGAAAUCUGAUGUGAUGCAGCAACUUGUUCGAAAAACACAGAAGGUUCAAUAUGUCAUAAUGGAAAAGCAACAGGAACAUGCUUACAAGGAAGCCAUCGAGGAGUAUCGUGCUGUUUCACAAGCUCGGUUAACAAAAUGUUCUGAUCUGAACCCAAAAAAUGUUCUUGAAGUUCUACCUCGACGGCAAAUAAAUAACUAUUUUGUUCAGUUCCGCAAGAUUGCGAACCAUCCCUUGUUGAUAAGGCGAAUUUAUAAUGAUGAGGAUGUUGUUCGCUUUGCUAGGAAGUUACAUCCAAUAGGUGCUUUUGGCUUUGAAUGUACUUUGGACAGAGUUAUAGAGGAACUUAAAAGUUACAAUGACUUCUCCAUUCACCGGCUUUUACUUAAUUAUGGUACCAAUGAUAGAAAGGGGAUCCUAUCAGAUAAACAUGUUAUGCUUUCUGCGAAAUGUCGGGCUUUAGCGGAACUUCUUCCAUCACUAAAGAAGAGUGGUCACCGUGUUUUGAUCUUUAGUCAAUGGACAUCAAUGCUUGAUAUAUUGGAGUGGGCUUUGGAUGUCAUUGGGUUGACCUACAAACGGCUUGAUGGAAGCACACAGGUAGCAGAGAGGCAAACAAUAGUCGACACAUUCAAUAAUGAUACUUCAAUAUUUGCAUGCUUGCUUUCAACUAGAGCUGGUGGACAAGGCUUAAACUUAACUGGAGCUGAUACGGUUGUGAUUCACGACAUGGAUUUUAACCCACAGAUUGAUAGACAAGCAGAAGAUCGUUGCCAUCGAAUUGGUCAAACAAAGCCUGUAACCGUAUACAGGCUGGUGACAAAGGGAACAGUUGAUGAAAAUGUGUAUGAGAUUGCAAAGAGAAAGCUAGGAUUAGAUGCUGCUGUUCUAGAAUCCAUGGAAGAGAUCAAAGAAGGGGACAUGCCUGAGAAGACGAUGGGAGAGAUAUUGUCCGCAAUUUUGUUAAAUUAUUGAUUGAGCCAAUGGAAAUGCUUUGGUUUAUAUAUCAUUCUCUAUCUUCUACCUUUUCUCCCUAGGUUUGCACUUCUUUCUUUAGUCCCGAUCUUAAUGAUCCAUUUAGACAAAUUGGCCACCCUUGAAAUCGGUACUAAAGACAGCUUUGCCGCCCUAGAAAUUUGUAAGAUUGCCAAAUUGAUGUACACUAGUCUUUAUUCAUGUAUUGAUGACAUGAAUAAUCUCUAUAGGUAGAUAGUUCAAUAGGAGAAAUUAGUAUUAACAAUCACAGUAGAAAUUAGCGUAUUUGUUGAACAUUACUCUUGAAGCAUCUAUGAACAUAGCUCAUGCGUCGAAACUUCGUUCAUUUAUUAAUUGUUGAGUAUUGAAUAUUUA
Medicago truncatula (barrel medic) is the source of this 2751-nucleotide messenger RNA. RefSeq names its product protein CHROMATIN REMODELING 19. Gene Ontology annotation, molecular function: ATP binding. The transcript is spliced from 12 exons. The record is from RefSeq and is a predicted model, not a curated record. Bases 139 to 2376 code for a protein of 745 amino acids. NCBI's taxonomy places the organism in Eukaryota, Viridiplantae, Streptophyta, Magnoliopsida, Fabales, Fabaceae.